AUGGCGGCAUCGGAAGAUGGUAAAACCCACUCGGGGGCGCUCGCGUGCUCGAAGCAGCCGUGGUUGCCGUGCCGAUAUGAAGUGAGCAUGGACGGGAAGCCGUACCUGAGGAAGGUGGACGUGGCGUCGUAUGACGACUACGACGAGCUCGCGGAGGCGCUCAGUGAGAUGUUCUGCUACUGCUCAAUCAGUAAGCUUGCUGCUAUGCUGCACGAGAUCAAUCAGAAACCCACGCAGAUCGAUGACGCUUGCGUGUAUAAUAAGCCACGGGGAGGAUUGAAACUGAAGAAGAAUUGCGCUUUCUAUUUCAUUUCGCGCACGGCUGUUGGACAUGUAUGGCGACCUGGAGCAUGCCAUGGUGUUUGA
Molecule: messenger RNA, 366 nt
Organism: Miscanthus lutarioriparius
Lineage: Eukaryota; Viridiplantae; Streptophyta; Magnoliopsida; Poales; Poaceae
Source: the annotation of a GenBank genome assembly